UUCUCUUUUCGUUACUUGAGCAAGAAAAUGCGAGCAAUCUUUUAUAGGUUACUAGCUAUUGGCAGCUCUUUUCUUUAUGUUUCUGCACAAACUGCCCAAGACUAUAAAGUUACUUCGUUACCUGGUAUUGAUCUAAACGCUUUAAACUUUGACCAAUAUGCGGGACACAUUGAGAUUAAUAAAAAGACCAAUGCCAACAUGUUCUUUUGGAUGAUUGAAAGAGAACAAAAAACCGAACCUGAAAAACUGAUAAUUUGGGUCAAUGGUGGGCCCGGUUGUUCUAGUAUGGAUGGUUUGUUUUUAGAAAACGGUCCUUAUCGCGUCAACAAGGAUCUUUCAUUAAGUAUUAAUGAAGGCGGAUGGCAAAACUAUGCUACCAAUGUCUACUUGGAUCAACCUGUAGGCACUGGUUUUAGUUUUGCAAACACAGAUAGUUAUACACACAAUAUGGAUGAAGUAACAACCAACUUUGUUGCUUUUAUUGAUCAACUGUUCACCAUAUUUCCUCAUCUAAAUCAACAAGACAUGUAUAUAGCUGGUGAAAGUUAUGCAGGUGUGUUUGUACCUUAUUUUGCUUCUCGUCUUUUAGAGCAAAAAAACAAGUAUAAUUUACAAGGUAUUGCUAUUGGUAAUGGCUGGAUUUCUCCUAAACAUCAAUAUAAUGCUUAUUAUGAUUUCAGUGUGCAGGAAAACUUGAUACCUCAAGAUCGAAUGGCUAUGGUUUCUGCGCAUUUGAAGACUUGCCAAGAUGAUAUCAAGCAAAAAGAAAGUAUUCAUAUCAGAUCAUGCGAAGGCAUUAUGUCUGAUAUUGUAGAUGCCAGUACUCAUGAAGAUAAAGAAGGAAAACUAAGAUGUAUCAACAUGUAUGAUAUUCGACUUAAAGAAGAAAGUCAUCCUGAAUGUGGCCUCUCUUGGCCUUAUGAAUUAGACGAUGUGACAAGAUAUUUAAGACAAAGUGAAGUCAAGACGGCUAUUCAUGCAGAAAAGCAGAUUUUAGGCUGGAAAGAGUGUACCUCACUUGUCUCGCUUGAAUUACAUGAUGAUCAAAGUACGCCUCCUUACUAUCUUUUGCCUGAUAUUUUGAAAGAAAUUCCAGUCUUAUUGUUCAGCGGUGAGCAGGACUUGAUCUGUAAUUAUGUUGGCACAGAAUACCUAAUUGGAAACAUGACUUGGAAUGGUGCCCGAGGAUUCAGUAAAAAGACACGAAAACAAGAAUGGAGGAUUGACAACAAACUUGCUGGUUAUUAUACCCAAGAUCGCAACUUGACCUAUGUACUUAUUCUAGAUGGUAGUCAUAUGGUGCCUUAUGAUCGACCUCUUGAAUGCUUAGACAUGAUCAACCGAUUUAUACAUGUAGGCAACAACAUUGUCAAGGGCAAACAAAGUCAAGUCAUUGGUGAUCCGGUAAUACCUUCUGCACCUCCUUUAAAGCCCACACCUUCACUUUCAACUUCACCUAGUCCAAGUCAAAGCACAUCAUCGCCAUCAUCUUCUGUUGGAAAAGAUUAUGAAGAAGAAUUGCAGGAUCCCUAUCACAAGUAUUAUGGUUGGGGAACUACUACUUUGAUUGUGGUAAUCUUGCUUGGUAUUGGAUUAUGUUAUUGUUGGUUAAAGGGCGGCCGAACCAUGUCUGCUUCUGCUGCCGAUGAAUUUGGUGGUGCACCUCAACGUCAGCGUGAAGAUCUCAAGCGACCCAACAAGUUCGUUGCUUGGAUACAACAAGUGUUGAGUGGAAGAUUCAAGCAGAAUAAGAAAUUUCGCUUAGGAGAUCGUGAUGAGACAAAUGAACUGUAAGCUUUUAGAUUCAUGGGUAUUUUGUUGACCUUAUAUAGGGAUGAAUUGGUGAUUGAAACGCCCACUUUGUUUGAAGCCGAGCAUUCAGACGAUGAUCAUGAUCAUAGACCAACUCAUCGUACAGGAAAUAACCAGCAUUUUGCUAUUAAUAAUGAAGAUGACUCAGACGAUGAUUUCGAUGAUUUUGCCGAUUUUGAUGAUGGUGAAGCAUUGACACAGAGUAAGAGAAAAUAGAAUAAAAAACAUACUUUUACAGCUUUAUU
Gilbertella persicaria is the source of this 2057-nucleotide messenger RNA. RefSeq names its product Alpha/Beta hydrolase protein. The coding region runs from base 28 to 1794 and encodes 588 amino acids. The transcript has 11 exons. Gene Ontology annotation, molecular function: serine-type carboxypeptidase activity. NCBI's taxonomy places the organism in Eukaryota, Fungi, Mucoromycota, Mucoromycetes, Mucorales, Choanephoraceae. Gene Ontology annotation, biological process: apoptotic process; proteolysis. The record is from RefSeq and is a predicted model, not a curated record. Gene Ontology annotation, cellular component: trans-Golgi network.